GAGAGAGAGAGAGAGAGAAGGCGCUUGAGCUCCUCUGUUCAUUCCCGGUUCUUGAAGCGCACAGACCGCAUCGCCGUGUCUUUUGUCGCGGCUCGGAAACUUUACGCGCGGCGCUUUUUGCUUUACUGCUCGAUUAUUAUUUUGUGUGUGUGUGUGUGUGUGCUUGUUUAUUUUUUUUACAUUUCCAGGAUAAAUCCUGUACUUUGACCGGAAGACUGCAGACAUUAUAUCCUCACUGAAUGCUCAUUUCUUCCAGCAUUUCACAGUCGGGUUGAUUUUGUGUUUUUUUUUUUUUACUCCCCCAAGCUUUUUUUGGCUGGAUUUACCGGAGCCUCCCCGACCUCCUCUUUAUUCGGAUCUGCUUCAAGCUCUGAACAUUUGUAUUUCCCCGAGACAUGCUCGGGUCACACAGCCAUGCUGGUUAAAUCUUCACAUGGACUGUCUUGGUGGACGAGAACGGAAAGGCGCACGGACAGCAGAUCUUAGAGUCAGGUCGAGGAUGGUGUGUGGAUUUACAGCGCACAGACACCGGCGCGACUUCAGUGUCUAACGGAAGUUUAUUAUUAUUAUUAUUAUUAUUAUUAUUAUUAUUACAUCAAUUCAUAUGAAUACCCCAUUGGAACAGGUUGGGGUGUAGAAUAUAGGCUGUUCAGGAUAGCCUGUGUGUAUGUAUAGGCUAUAUUUUUUCUCUGCUGCUUAGUUUGUGGGUGGAAAACCGAAUUAAAAGACUGGCGUAUGGUACAGAUUGCCUUUGCUGCUCCCAGCUUUUGCACCGUCUCUCGGACUGCGCGGCGCCGCCUGGCCUCGGAUCCCGGGACCUACUUCAUGAUUUGCGGACGCCAUGCUCGUUCUUUAGCCGGGAGACCCUCUGCACGUCGUCGCGCAUGUUCAGGACCAGACGGUCGGGGCUCGUCCGGCGACUCUGGAGGAGCCGCGCGCCCGUCGACGGCGACGGGGAGGAGGCGGCGGACGCCGGGACGCACGGCGCGGGAGGAAGCGGAAGAGGAAACGGAAGCUUGUGCAUGGGCAAAGCGACCAAGGCCGCCGGUGGUGGUGGUGGCGGCGGCGGCGGUGGUGCGAGUGCGGAGGCCGAACUGAAGGCGCUCACGCACUCGGUGCUGAAGAAGAUCAAGGAGAAGCAGCUGGAGGUGCUGCUGCAGGCCGUGGAGUCGAAGGGCGGAGCGCGGAGCCCGUGCCUCAUGCUGCCCGGCCGAGUGGACGCGUACUCGCUCCCGCUGCUGCUCUUUAAGGUUUUCCGCUGGCCAGACCUCCGACACUGGUCGCAGUUAAAGCGGUUGCCGUGCUGUGAAUCCUACGGGAAGAUUAACCCGGAGCUCGUGUGCUGCAACCCGCACCAUAUGAGCCGCCUGUGCGAACCCGAAUCCCCUCCUCCUCCGUACUCCCGAUAUCCAGUGGACUUACUUAAGUCACCCGAUUCUCCGGGCUCUACGCCUGCUUCCACUGAAACUGGGGGAACGAUACAUUCAGCCCCUGUGGGGUUUUCAGAUUCCCAAGGUCUUCAGGAGUGUGGUGAGCACGAGCACUGGUGUGUGGUGGCGUACUGGGAGGAGAAGACGCGCGUCGGCCGCCUCUAUUCGGUCCGCGAGCCAUCGCUGGACAUCUUCUACGACCUACCUCAGGGCACGGGCUUCUGCCUGGGCCAGCUGUGCUCGGAGAGCCGAAGCGCACUCGUGCACAUGGUGCGGCCCAAAAUCGGCUACGGCAUCCAGCUGAGCCGCGAGGCCGACGGCGUGUGGGUGUACAACCGCAGCCGAUACCCCAUCUUCAUCAAAUCAGCCACGCUGGAUGACCCUUCAUCACGAACUCUGCUCGUGCACAAGGUUUUCCCCGGGUUCUCCAUCAAAGCCUUCGACUACGAGAAGGCCAAGAGCCUGCAGAGACCCAACGACCAUGAGUUCAGCCAUCAGCCGCGUGCCGGAUUCACCGUGCAGAUCAGCUUCGUCAAGGGCUGGGGUCAGUGCUACACCAGACAGUUCAUCAGCAGCUGCCCCUGCUGGCUCGAACUCAUCUUCAAUAACCGAUAGCCACAAGCCCCGCCCACUUCCCCCUUCCUUGACCACCAUGGACACGGACUGGCCCUGACCUCGUUUGGGACUUAUUUGCUAUUCUUUUUUUUUUUCUUCUUUUUUUUGUUGUGACAGAGUGAGAAAAAAAGUUCUCCAGAAGAUUUUACGAAAGAAGAGAGAGAGAGAGUUAAAAAGAAGAAAGUAAGGAAAACCCAUGACGGGUUUUUAUUAAAGACUUUAAAAGAUUUAAUUAAGUGAAAUAAAGGUUCAAAUGUAUUGUUAUAUAUAAAUAUAUUAUUACUUGUAAAUACGAAGACGUUUUAUAUGCAUCGUUAUUUAUGUAUUGUGCAGUGUGUUGAUAGAAAUAGAAAAGAUGCACUUUGCUUAAUAUAAAUGCACACCGGAGAAAUGCCAAAAUUAAAAAAAAAAAAAAAAAAAAAAAAA
Messenger RNA from Ictalurus punctatus (channel catfish), 2471 nucleotides. RefSeq names its product SMAD family member 7 (gene smad7). The coding region runs from base 885 to 2045 and encodes 386 amino acids. Gene Ontology annotation, cellular component: heteromeric SMAD protein complex. Gene Ontology annotation, biological process: BMP signaling pathway; cell differentiation; SMAD protein signal transduction. The transcript is spliced from 4 exons. Lineage: Eukaryota; Metazoa; Chordata; Actinopteri; Siluriformes; Ictaluridae. Gene Ontology annotation, molecular function: transcription regulator inhibitor activity; I-SMAD binding. The record is from RefSeq and is a predicted model, not a curated record.